UUUCCUUGCGGCCAUUUUCCUGCUUUCGCACGUGUUGCUUCAGCACAGACGUAAGCAGCCAUGGCACCAAGUCGGAAUGGGAUGAUUCUGAACCCUCAUUUCCACAAGGACUGGCAGAAGAGAGUCCGCACUUGGUUUAAUCAGCCAGCCAGAAAAAUCCGCAGACGUAAGGCACGACAAGCUAAAUCCCGCCGAAUUGCUCCACGCCCAGUUGCAGGUCCCCUCCGACCAAUUGUUAGGUGUCCUACCAUUAGGUAUCACACUAAAGUACGUGCUGGCCGAGGCUUCAGCCUGGAGGAGCUCAAGGCAGCGGGCAUAAACAGGAAAGUGGCACGCACUAUUGGCAUUGCUGUUGACCAUAGACGACGCAACAGGUCAACAAAAUCUAUUCAGUGUAAUGCUCAACGGCUGAAGGAGUAUCGCUCCAAACUCAUCAUCUUCCCGAAGAAGGCGUCUGCACCUAAGAAGGGUGAUGCUUCUCCUGAAGAAAUGAAGCUGGCGACUCAGCUGAGUGGACCAGUCAUGCCCAUCAAGAACGUGUUCGAGAAAGAAAAAGCCCGGGUAAUCUCUGAGGAUGAAAAGAAGUUCAUGGCCUUUGUCUCCCUUCGUAUGGCCCGGGCAAACGCUCGUCUGUUUGGUAUACGUGCAAAGAGAGCCAAGGAAGCAGCUGAACAAGAUGUCGAGAAGAAGAAAUAAAAGUCUAAAAUUAUAUCUGGAACUUUUUCAAUAAAGCACCUGGUAAAAUGUU
Callorhinchus milii (elephant shark) is the source of this 748-nucleotide messenger RNA. It is a transcript of the gene rpl13, whose product is annotated as ribosomal protein L13. The transcript is spliced from 6 exons. Bases 61 to 696 code for a protein of 211 amino acids. Gene Ontology annotation, cellular component: ribosome; cytosolic large ribosomal subunit. Gene Ontology annotation, molecular function: RNA binding; structural constituent of ribosome. The record is from RefSeq and is marked provisional. NCBI's taxonomy places the organism in Eukaryota, Metazoa, Chordata, Chondrichthyes, Chimaeriformes, Callorhinchidae. Gene Ontology annotation, biological process: translation.